AUGUCGAACCAGGAGCUGGACGACGUCCAGCGCCUGCAGGCUACACGACAGGCCAACAAGGGCGACAUUGGUUUCGGGAGUACGAAAGGCGACGAGGAGACCUAUGGCGCGCGCACAUCGCGUUCGUCGUACGUCGACUCGCUGCCGACCGAUCGCAGCUACGGCGACGCUGGCGACGAUGACGACGACAUUGGCGCCGCGCACCGACGUGCAAACCCUCUGGACGCGUUUUCUGCACCCCAGCAUCUACUUAAUGAAUUCGCUGACGACUCGUUUGAUCCACUCGCGGACCGCGUGGCGCAGCGCCAGAUUGCCGCGCGGCAGUCGGACUACCAUAACCGGCGCUUCCAGCGGGAUCUGGGCCCAGACCGACGCGAUCCAUUCUCGGCGGAUGGUGCACAGGAAGAUGAAGGGUACGGAGAAGCCAUGCGCCGCGCCAAUCUAGAGCGUGAGGAGCAGCGUGUGCGCCGCAUUAUUGAGGACAAGGAGCGCGAGGCUGAGCAGGGUGGCAAAGACGAUGCAGACGCGAAGGAGCGAGACGUGACCCCGCCAGCCACACCGCGCGUGGAGCGCAAGCGCCGCUGGGAUGUGGCACCGGACGAUGCGCCCCCUGCUGAGGAAACGAAGAAGCGUUCGCGCUGGGACGAGGCGCCGGCGGACGAGGCGACGAAGAAGCGCUCGCGGUGGGACGAGGUACCUGCCGCUGAGGGGAGUGCGCCGCGCAAUCCUCGCGUGCGAUUUAUGUCAGAUGCAGAGCUUGAUGCGCUUCUUCCGAGCGAGGGCUAUAUCAUUGUCGAGCCGCCGCCUGACUAUGCGCCCAUCCGCACCGGCGCGCACAAGUUGGCCGAGGCGCCCGAGGGCAACGAGGGCUUCACCAUGCACGAGUCGUCGACGCUCGGCUCGAUGGCCGACGAUAUUGUGGCGGAUCUGCCUACCGAUGUGCCGGGCGUUGGGCAGCUUGCAUUUAUGAAACCCGAGGACCAAAAGUACUUUGGCAAGGUGCUCCAAGAAGACGACGAAGAGGAGCGCCUAUCUCGUGCUGAAGCCAAGGAGCGCGAGAUCAUGCGCCUGCUGCUCAAGAUCAAGAACGGUACGCCGCAGCUGCGGAAGCAGGCGCUGCGGCAGAUUGCCGAUGGCGCACGGGACUUUGGGCCUGGGCCGCUGUUUGACAAGAUCUUGCCGCUGCUUAUGGAGCGUACGCUGGAGGACCAUGAGCGGCACCUACUGGUCAAGGUCAUUGACCGGGUCCUGUACAAGCUGGACGACCUCGUGCGGCCGUACGUCCACCGCAUCUUAGUGGUGAUUGAGCCACUGCUCAUUGACGAGGACUACUAUGUGCGUAUCGAGGGCCGCGAGAUUAUCAGCAACCUGGCCAAGGCAGCCGGACUCGCCCAUAUGAUCAGCACGAUGCGCCCAGACAUUGACCAUGCGGACGAGUACGUGCGGAACACGACGGCGCGUGCCUUGGCUGUGGUGGCAUCCGCGCUGGGUAUUCCUGCGAUUCUGCCGUUCCUCCGCGCGGUAUGCCGCUCGAAGAAGAGCUGGCAGGCGCGGCAUACGGCGAUUCGUGUGGUACAGCAAAUGGCGAUCAUGAUGGGCUGCGCUGUGCUACCGCAUCUCAAAGGCUUGAUUGACUGCAUCGGUCAGGGUCUUGAGGAUGAGCAGCAGAAAGUCAAGACGAUGACAGCGCUGGCCCUGUCGGCGCUGGCCGAGGCCUCCGCGCCGUACGGUAUUGAAAGCUUUGAGAAUGUGCUCAAGCCGCUGUGGGUCGGUAUUCGGCAUCACCGGGGCAAAGGUCUCGCUGCAUUCUUGAAGGCGAUCGGCUUUAUCAUCCCUCUCAUGGACUCGGACAGCACGCUGUACUUUGUCAAGGAAGUGACGCCGACGCUCAUCCGCGAGUUUCAGAGCGCCGACGACGAUAUGCGGCGCAUUGUGCUGCGCGUCGUGCGUCAGGCGGCGGCGACCGACGGUGUCACAGGCACGUUCUUGCGCUCGGAGCUGGUGCCCGACUUUUUCAAGCACUUUUGGGUGCGUCGCAUGGCGCUGGACCGCCGCAACUUUAAGGAGGUCGUGGAAUCGACGCGUGCACUGGCCGAGAAAGUGGGCGUCGGCGAGGUUGUGGGACGCCUCGUGCACUUUUUGAAGGACGACAGCGAGCCGUUCCGCCGCAUGGCCAUGGACACGAUCCAGCACGUGGUUGGCACGCUGGGCACCGCGGACGUGGAUGAGCGGCUGGAGGUGCAGCUCGUGGACGGCAUGAUGUAUGCAUUCCAGGAGCAGUCGGUGGAGGACUCGGUGAUGCUGGACGGCACAGGCACGAUUGCGAAUGCGCUGGGUAUGCGGAUCAAGCCGUACCUGAUGCAGAUUGUAUCGACGAUCCUCUGGCGGUUGAACAACAAGAAUGCGAGCACGCGGCAGCAAGCUGCGGAUCUCACAACCAAGCUCGCGGUCGUGAUCAAGCAGUGUGGCGAGGACUCACUGCUGUCGAACCUGGGCGUGGUGCUCUUUGAGCAGCUGGGCGAAGAGUUCCCUGAGGCGCUCGCGUCGAUUAUUGCUGCGGAGGGCGCGAUUGCCAACGUGGUGGGCAUGACGCAAAUGAACCCGCCGGUGAAGGAUUUGCUGCCGCGCAUGACGCCGAUCCUGCGCAACCGCCACGAGCGUGUCCAAGAAGCGAGCAUCAACCUAAUCGGGCGUAUCGCGGAUCGCGGCGCCGAGUUUGUGAGUGCGCGCGAGUGGAUGCGUAUCUGUUUCGAGCUGCUGGACCUGCUCAAGGCGCACAAGAAGGCGGUGCGGCGCGCGGCAAUCAACAGCUUUGGGUACAUUGCCAAGGCGAUUGGGCCACAGGAUGUGCUGCAAGUUCUGUUGACGAACCUGCGUGUGCAGGAGCGCCAGAGCCGAGUGUGCUCUACGGUCGCGAUCGCGAUCGUGGCCGAGACGUGUGGGCCGUUCACCUGCCUGCCUGCGAUUUUGAAUGAGUAUCGCACGCCCGAGCUGAACGUGAAGCACGGGUGCCUCAAGGCGCUCAGCUGGGUUUUUGAAUACAUUGGCGAGAUGAGCAAGGACUAUGUGUACAGUGUGGUCACACUGCUCGACGAUGCAUUCACGGACCGCGACGUUGUGCAUCGCCAGACCGCCGCGAGCAUCGUCAGGCACCUCGCACUGGGCACGGCCGGCCUCGGCAAGGAGGACGCGAUGCAGCACCUGCUGAACCUCGUGUGGCCCAACAUCUUCGAGACGUCGCCGCACGUGAUCAAUGCUGUGAUGGACGCCGUGGAAGCGCUGCGCGUGUCGCUCGGGCCCGGCGUGAUUCUGUACCAUACACUGCAGGGCCUCUUCCACCCUGCCCGCAAGGUGCGCGAGGCGUACGUGCGCACGUACAACACCAACUAUGUGGGUGCGCAAGACGCUCUCGUCGCUUACUACCCGUCGCUCGUGGACCACGACGACGAGCGCAACGACUAUGCGCGGCACGAUCUAGGCAUGUUUGUGUAG
Messenger RNA from Malassezia sympodialis ATCC 42132, 3492 nucleotides. RefSeq names its product U2 snRNP complex subunit HSH155 (gene HSH155). Gene Ontology annotation, molecular function: mRNA binding. Gene Ontology annotation, biological process: spliceosomal complex assembly. The record is from RefSeq and is a predicted model, not a curated record. NCBI's taxonomy places the organism in Eukaryota, Fungi, Basidiomycota, Malasseziomycetes, Malasseziales, Malasseziaceae.